This is a messenger RNA of Plasmopara halstedii, 291 nucleotides long. RefSeq lists its product as uncharacterized. The transcript has 2 exons. The coding region runs from base 1 to 291 and encodes 96 amino acids. NCBI's taxonomy places the organism in Eukaryota, Oomycota, Peronosporomycetes, Peronosporales, Peronosporaceae. The record is from RefSeq and is a predicted model, not a curated record.
AUGUCUGCCGACAGCGUGGGGACAAUUACUGCUCUUGAACGCGUAAAUGGCAAUGGGAACACUUCAGAUUCGACAAUUACGGCAUCUGAAGCGGAUACGGUCACUUCUAUGAAUGUAACUUCGACUCCAGUCACGGGUGACAAGCAACUGGAUGUCUACCUUUUCUCAUCAAACAUGAACACAACCUCUGAAAAAUUCGGGCCGCUUUAUAUUCUUGCAAAGCCUCUUGGUUGGGACAAAUUUUUAAGCGCGGCCUUAGAACAACGUCACGUGCUGAUCAAAAACUUCUAA